AUGUGCCGGCUUAUGUUCCAUUACGCAAUAUGCGGUUUAAAAGAAUGUUACACAUUGGUAGAGUUUUCUCUUCUCCUUCUUUUGUCAGUCACUCCUUUGUCUUCAUCUUUUUCUCCGACUGACAAAGUCACAAAUGAAUCACUCAAACAACUCUGCUCAAAACCGGGAAUAAACAGACCCUUCUGCAUCUUUUGGCUCGCUGAUCCAAAAACGUUCACCCUCGACUUCAACGGUCUUCUCGGUUUGGUCCUCGAAAAGACGCGUUUUCAGGGCUAUACUAACCUAGCGUUGAUUAAAAGUGAAGCAUCUUUCACGACUGAUCAGACGCUCAAGAUCCCGUAUGGGACUUGCACAACAUAUUAUGACCCAGCCAUUAAAUUGAUCGAGGAAGCUAUAGGGUUUGCUAGCUCUAAGAACUACCAGUUAACAUCUCUGGUUGCUGCGAAAGCCCUUAAAAGUAUAACUGUGUGUGAUGCUGCCCUUGCAGGACGUCAUAAUGUGCUGAUUUAUGUUCCACAACGCAAUUUUGAUUUUGAAAGAAUCUGUAACAUUGUUAGAGUUCUCUCUGACGUUUUGAGGUCCUGA
Camelina sativa (false flax) is the source of this 585-nucleotide messenger RNA. RefSeq names its product pectinesterase inhibitor-like. Gene Ontology annotation, biological process: negative regulation of catalytic activity. Lineage: Eukaryota; Viridiplantae; Streptophyta; Magnoliopsida; Brassicales; Brassicaceae. The record is from RefSeq and is a predicted model, not a curated record. Gene Ontology annotation, molecular function: pectinesterase inhibitor activity.